Molecule: messenger RNA, 2637 nt
Organism: Penicillium olsonii
Lineage: Eukaryota; Fungi; Ascomycota; Eurotiomycetes; Eurotiales; Aspergillaceae
Source: the annotation of a GenBank genome assembly
AUGUUAUCGGCUCCCGUUAAGUCGGCGAAGCGUAUCUCCUCCCUGUUCUCGCUGGGAUCGAAGGAUCGAGAGUCACAAUCUUCCCCUGUAUCUCCUGGGUUCCCAGAGACCGAGAAGCGACGGAGAAGCAGCUCAAGGCCGACGCGCCAUGUCUCAACGCCCAAUGCUGUAUUCUCCGAACCCCGAACUAUGCCCAGCCCACUAGACAUGGAAAGUCUACCCCCACCACCCUCCCUCAUGGCCGUCAACCAGGACCUGGCCAGCAGCGCCCCCAGUUCACCUGUCGGGCGACCACAAAGUCGGGGUCGGGAAAUGAGCAGACCGUCCAGCUCCGCUGGGCUCGCCAUCCCGGGGUCCAACCCCGAGUCUCGCCCAAGCACCCCGUCCAAGCGCAGAAGUUGGAUGCCCGGCAGGUCGCGCGCAAGCUCAAUCGACAAGCGCCCGACCCCUAUGCUGCCGGCUGCGUGGAUUGCCGGAUUGGACCAGAAAGUAGUCUAUGACCUUUCGCCCCUGUCGAGAGGAGAACAGAUCCCUGAACUGUGGAACGAACAGGGUGACACCUAUGUCUACCUCUUCCCCCAGAAUACCGGACGCUCCGCUUCGUUCAAGGUCGACUCUACCAUAUUCGCCGAAUCCCCCUCCCUCACCUACCUCGCCCGCGGCAGCGAUGGGAAAACGAACGGCAUCGAGCAGCAGACUCGAACCCUCUCGCUCUCCAACCCCAUGUCCCCGCCAUUGACACCGCAGGAUCGGCUGGAAGAUGACAAUGACAAUGAUAGCUCGGGAAGCCAGAGAAUGGCGUUCGAUGAUAGCCCCGAGGAAUUGCAGGAACUCCACCUCUACCUGCCCAUCCCGCUCAACUGCGACGUGUCGAACCCCCAGGCCCGCCUCACCCAGGAAGACACCGAGACGCUCCUUUUGUUCCGAAACCUGUUUGCCUUCCUUUUGGGUCAAUCUUUGAUCGCAUCCCCCAAGUCGGCAACACUCUUCUCCAUCUUCAUGGACGUGGCAGUCCUUUUGGCCCGUUUUGAAUUCUCGAACCUCGAUCAGUCCAACUUUGGUGAGACUGCAACCUCGAGUUUCAGCAACUACUGUGAAGAGCUCCGUUUGGCGGAUGUCCGCCGAAGCAGAGAGAAGACAAUCGAGGCCAUCGUUCUUGGUGAGCGUUUGCGCUACUACCCGCUAUAUGUGGAGGGCUUUGUCCACGGUGUUGGGAAGUUGGAUGAGCUGAAGCAGCUCCGAAGCCCCAAAUAUACCUUCAUUCACCCCAUCACGCAGAAACGCAUGGAGCGUGCCUUCAUUGACCUCGACACCCGUCUCCGCGGCCUCUACGGCAAGCUGGCCGAUUUCGACUUCCCCUCGGUGUUUUCCGGUUUCGCCAACUCGACGACCUCCGCCGAGAGCAAAGUCGUGCGGUUCAAGAACUGGAAGACCGGCUUCCACGAAUUCCGCCGCUUUACUAUUCAAUACUACAGACAAAAGUACGGCUCAUGGCCCCCCAAGGCUCGGUCCAAGAAGAACGAAUUCGAAGAGAAUGGUCUCAACCGUUCCCUCCUGCUCGAUCUGUACCACGACUUCACCGAUCUCUACGAUCUCAUGGUGGAUCGGACGUCUUUGACCACGCGCACGAUCGAUAUCUCGGGGGCAGGCAGCUCCACUCCCUCCGAAGAUCCCAAAGAAAUCACUGUCCGUGCCCUGCGCCACGUCCUGAGUGAAUACGACCGCAGCACUCCCCCCGUGCUUCCGCCCAUUCCAUUCGACAUUCCACAACUGCCUUCGCUGCAGCCCCUCCACAGGAAACCCCUGGACGCCAAGAAAGAGGCCAAGCAAAGCGGCAAGAAGCUCAAGAGCUCCGAUAUCAAUGCCGUGCUGAUGGAUUCCUACACCCGGGAGGCAAUGCGACCCACCCCCUUCAUUGAGAGCUUCAUGCAAUUCGAACGUCGCUCAGCCCAUGGCAAGAGCGUCAAUGACAUUCUUGACCUGCGUUGUGGUCAGUGGAUCUUCCUCUACGCCGUGAUUCAGUCCCUGCCCAUGCUGGUUGUCGACGUUCCCGAGGUCCACUACACCGACGGCGUCGAAUACUUCCUUUGCAUUGCCCCCCGUGGUGGUGCGCCCUGGAUCCAGAAUGACACCAAGACCGCUCGCAGUUGGUUCGGAGUCGCAGGUGGUGCUGGUGUCGUCAGCCUUCCGUCCGAUGUUGUCAUCAACGGAGUGGAAGGUGUAUAUCGCCGCAGUCACUGCUGGCAAGUCGCCGAGCAAUGGGCCGACGUAGGCGCCCUCCUCGAUCCCCCCAUGGUCGAAGACGCCGCCUACGACGACGAGGAGUCUUCCAUCUCAUCACCCUACCAGGGUCCACACUCUUCCGUUGGCUCCUCCUCCGAGCCACACCCCAACAUGGCCGCCCCCGGCGCCCUCUCCCCUCCUCCUCCCGCCAUCCCGCGCACCCGCUCACCGGGCGCCGCCCAGCGCUCCGAGCAACACCGUCACUCGUUCUACCCUGGUCUGGAAGCUCUCCCCUUGCCAGCAGGCAUCGCCCCUAUCGAGCCUCCCACUCGUCCGAUCAGCCGGUUCAACCCGAACAUGAGCUUCGACGACAUCUUGCGGGAGGUGCCGAAGAAGGACAAGAAGAAGAACUAA